Messenger RNA from Microdochium trichocladiopsis, 2149 nucleotides. RefSeq names its product HSF-type DNA-binding-domain-containing protein. The coding region runs from base 7 to 1890 and encodes 627 amino acids. Gene Ontology annotation, molecular function: sequence-specific DNA binding; phosphorelay response regulator activity; DNA-binding transcription factor activity. Lineage: Eukaryota; Fungi; Ascomycota; Sordariomycetes; Xylariales; Microdochiaceae. The transcript is spliced from 6 exons. The record is from RefSeq and is a predicted model, not a curated record. Gene Ontology annotation, biological process: regulation of DNA-templated transcription; phosphorelay signal transduction system.
CCCAAGAUGGACUUGUCAGGUGGUCAGGGAGGUAACAACUCCAGCGACUUCGUUCGCAAACUUUACAAGAUGCUCGAGGACCCGGCGUACAGCGAAGUCGUCCGGUGGGGUGAUCAGGGGGACAGUUUUGUCGUUCUUGAGAACGAGAAAUUUACCAAGACAAUCCUGCCGAAACACUUCAAGCACAGUAACUUUGCUAGUUUCGUGCGUCAGCUGAACAAGUACGACUUCCACAAAGUCAGGCACAAUGAGGAGAAUGGUCAAUCUCCAUACGGUGCUUCUGCGUGGGAGUUUAAGCACCCGGAAUUUGGUGCAGAUAGGAAAGACAACCUCGAUAAUAUCAGACGCAAAGCGCCUGCGCCUCGCAAGGCCCAGGUAGCUGACGAGCAAUUUACCACUAACCAGCAGAUUGCAACUCUGUCCGACACGUUGACCGCGACCCAGCAGCAAGUGCAAGCCCUGCAAGAGUCCUACUAUGAGAUCUUGAACGCCAACAAGAUCUUCGUGGAAGAGAUCCUCCAUCUGCAGAAGCUUGUCCGCGCGCAGAACCAGGUCCACAACGAACUCAUCACCCACCUUAGCAAAGUCGACAGUGAUAAACGCGAGAACCGCGCCGCCGGCACGUCCAGCAACAAUUCGACGCCAGCUGCGUACACAAGCGCGACUGCUCAGAAUUACCUUGCCGAGUCCGUUGACUCUCCGGCGGAGCUGCGCCGCGCCCGGGACAUCCUGAAUGGACUCACCGUUGAGCACUCUGCCGAUCCGGAUCUCAAGAGAAUGUCCAUCGCCUUUGCACACCCACAGGGCUCGUCUCCAGAAUCCGCGGGCUCGUCAUCGAUGAUGGGACCUCCUGGAUCAGCAGGCAUCCAGCCAUACUUCCAGGAUCCCCUCAACGAUAUGCGCCACAUGGUGUACCCCGCAGGCCAGACCAUUGGCAUCGAUCCUUUCGCUCCUGAGCACUUGAACAAUGUCCCGUACAACAGGCCCGUCCAGGAGACCCCGCUCAACAAUGUCGCAAGCGACCUCAGCAACACCAACAAUAUUCACACACCCGGGACGACUGCCAACCACGGGACUGGACCUUGGGGUAUCAAGAAGCCCAUCAUUCUCCUCGUCGAAGAUGACAAGACGUGCUCUCGAAUCGGUUCGAAGUUCCUCUCACAGUACGACUGUGGGGUGGAAGUCGCGCGAGAUGGCCUGGAAGCUGUGAACAAAGUUAACCAGAAGAACAACUACUACGACCUCAUCUUCAUGGACAUUGUAAUGCCACAACUCGACGGUGUUUCUGCCACCGCGAUGAUCAGAGAGGUCCAACCAAACAUCCCCAUCAUUGCCAUGACGUCAAAUAUCAACCAACAAGAUCUCGAGAUGUACUUCCACUGGGCAGGCAUGCGCGACGUUCUGGCCAAGCCUUUCACAAAGGACGGCAUGAUCGGCAAGCUCCGGCGGCAUCUUGCGAGCUUCCUGCGUAACCCACCGCCAGACAGCAUGAUGGACCCGAUGUACCCCAACGGAGGUAACACACAGCCACCUACGCCCGGUCCUUACGCCAACCAGAACAUGGCCAUGGGUCAGCUGGCUGGCGCCCCCGCCACGGGUGUUGGCAAAUUCGACUCAACACCGAUCCAGUCGCCAGCAACCAGCACAAGCUGGAACUCGCCUAGCCAGCUGCCUCAGCCUUCUCCUACCAUGGCGCACGAGCAAGGUGGCUACCUGGCAGCUGGCAGCGGUACGCCAAUGGGGCUGACGCCGGGAGGCAGUCAGAAACCACCCGCGCAGUUCCAGAAUGCGAUGAUGCCCACAAUGGGAGGACCACCUCAAGCCCGGAUGCCCGUUGACGGGCCCCCGGAGAAGCGACAGCGGCUGUAUGGCCCCAACGGCGGAUACUAAUGAGGCUUGCACCGUCGUAUGAGGUUUUGAUUUCGUGUGGUAUAAUUUCGUCAGGUCCCUUGUUUGACUUGAUAUCGCGGUAGACUUAUGAUGACCAGCCAUGAAGUAGAGGCUCAGCUGCCCGCUGCGUCCACUCAGGCUUAUAUAUAUAUAUAUAUAUACAAAGUGGCGGCGAGAGCUCCUUCGUGUGUAGACAUACGGCGCUCAAGAGCCAGCAGCCGUUGGGGCCGUAUUGGAUACCCUUGACAUUUUCCUGUAU